GCGGUGUCUGCUCGGGAGCUUGCCUCUCUGAUAGCUUGUGAGCGCGCUCCCGGGGACAGGAGGCUUCAGUGAUCGCCGGGGAUCGGCUAGGAGCAGCUGUGGUCACAUCUGAGCACCGGGCUUUCUAUCCGGUCCCUCCAGAAUCAUGGCGUUUAGUAAAGGAUUUCGGAUCUUCCAUAAACUGGAUCCCCCGUUCAGCCUGAUGGUAGAGGCGCGGUACAAGGAGGAGUGUCUAAUGUUUGAGUCCGGAGCCGUGGCGGUCCUCUCCUCGGCAGAAAAAGAAGCCAUUAAGAGCAGAUAUACAAAAGUCAUGGAUGCCUAUGGCCUGUUGGGAGUUCUGCGACUUAAUCUUGGGGAGACUAUGUCGUAUUAUCUGGUGGUGGUCACCGGCUGUAUGUCAGUAGGAAAGAUUCAGGACUCUGAAGUCUUUCGUGUCACCUCCACGGAGUUCAUCUCCCUAAGGAUCGACCCCGCGGAUGAAGAUCGGAUGUCUGAGGUCCGCAAGGUGCUGAACUCCGGCAGUUUCUACUUUGCCUGGUCUGCGACGGGUGUCAGUCUGGACCUCAGCCUCAAUGCCCACCGCAGCACACAGGACCAGAGGACAGACAACCGAUUUUUCUGGAAUCAGGCUCUGCACUUACACCUGAAGCAUUAUGGAGUGAACUGUGACGACUGGCUCCUGCGUCUUAUGUGUGGCGGAGUGGAGAUCAGGACUAUUUAUGCGGCACAUAAGCAGGCCAAGGCUUGUAUUAUUUCCCGCCUGAGCUGUGAGCGCGCAGGGACAAGGUUCAACGUGCGGGGCACCAAUGAUAACGGCCAGGUGGCCAACUUUGUGGAAACGGAACAGGUGAUUUACCUGGAUGACUGCGUGUCCUCGUUUAUACAAAUCAGAGGCUCCAUUCCCCUUUUCUGGGAGCAGCCAGGCUUACAGGUUGGAUCUCAUCGUGUGAGGAUGUCAAGAGGAUUUGAAGCCAAUGCUCCUGCUUUUGACAGGCAUUUCCAAACUCUGAAGAGACUUUAUGGCAGUCAAGUUGUGGUCAAUCUUCUUGGGUCAAAAGAAGGCGAGACUAUGCUCAGCAAAGCUUUUCAGAGUCACUUAAAGGCGUCGGAACACGUGUCUGAUGUCCUGAUGGUGAAUUUCGACUAUCAUCAGAUGGUGCGUGGAGGAAAAGCUGAAAAGCUGAACACUGUCCUCAAACCUAAAGUUUCUGCAUUUUUGGAAGAUUGCGGCUUCUUCUCUAUGGACAAAGAUGGAGUGCAAAGGACACAAAGUGGCAGCAUUAGAACUAAUUGCUUGGACUGCCUGGACAGAACCAACAGUGUCCAAGCCUUCUUUGGGUUGGAGAUGCUAUUAAAGCAGCUGGAAGUCUUUGGCCUGGCUGAGAAGCCACAGAUGGUUACGCGGUUUCAGGAGGUAUUCCGUACAAUGUGGUCUACCAAUGGAGACUCGAUCAGUAAAAUUUACGCCGGUACUGGAGCCCUGGAAGGAAAAGCGAAGACUGGAAAGUUAAAAGACGGAGCGCGCUCGGUAACCAGAACGAUCCAGAGCAACUUUUUUGAUGGCUCCAAGCAAGAAGCGAUAGAUGUGCUGCUGCUGGGAAACACCUUGAACAGCGAUUUGGCUGACAAAGCCCGAGCUCUCCUGACUACUGGAAGUUUACAUGUGUCAGAACUCAUGUUACAAUCAGCAUCGCCAAGAGUACUGCGAAGCAUGUGUGAGAACUACUACAGGUAUGCUAAGCCCAAGAAAAUCCGCAUUUGCAUUGGUACCUGGAACGUGAAUGGCGGAAAGCAGUUCAGAAGCAUUGCUUUCAAAAAUCAGACUCUGACCGACUGGCUACUCGAUGCUCCAAAAAUUGCUGGAAUUCAGGAGUUCCAAGAUAGAAGAAGCAAGCCCACAGAUAUAUUUGCCAUCGGCUUUGAGGAGAUGGUUGAAUUGAAUGCAGGAAAUAUUGUCAAUGCAAGCACAACCAACCAGAAGCUGUGGGCUGCAGAACUUCAGAAGACCAUAUCCCGGGACAAUAAGUAUGUUCUGCUGGCAUCGGAACAAUUGGUCGGUGUAUGUCUUUUCGUCUUCAUAAGACCCCAGCAUGCCCCUUUUAUCAGGGAUGUUGCAGUGGACACAGUGAAGACCGGAAUGGGAGGAGCCACAGGAAACAAAGGUGCAGUCGCCAUCAGGAUGCUGUUCCACACCACCACCCUCUGCUUCGUCUGCAGUCACUUUGCUGCUGGACAGUCUCAGGUCAAAGAAAGGAAUGAAGAUUACAACGAAAUAGUUCGCAAGCUAAGCUUUCCAAUGGGACGAAUGCUUUUCUCUCACGACUAUGUCUUCUGGUGUGGUGACUUCAAUUAUCGCAUUGAUUUUCCCAAUGAGGAGGUGAAGGAGCUGAUCCGAAGCCAGAACUGGGAUUCCCUUGUACCUGGAGAUCAGCUAAUAAAACAAAAAGAUUCUGGACAAGUUUUUCGAAGUUUCUUAGAGGGGAAAGUUAAUUUUGCUCCAACCUAUAAAUAUGACUUAUUCUCUGAUGAUUAUGACACAAGUGAGAAGUGCCGUACCCCAGCUUGGACAGAUCGUAUCCUCUGGAGAAGAAGGAAAUGGCCCUUUGACAGAUCAGCCGAAGAUUUAGAUCUUCUGAAUUCAAGCUUACAAGAAGGCAGGAAUUUCCCUUAUACCUGGAAUCCAGGUACUUUACUGCACUAUGGCAGGGCAGAGCUAAAGACAUCUGAUCACAGGCCUGUGGUCGCUGUGGUCGAUGUAGAUAUAUUUGAAACUGAAGCAGAAGAAAGACAGAAGAUCUAUAAGGAGGUGAUUGCCACCCAGGGCCCUCCAGAUGGCACAAUUAUGGUCUCCAUACAAAGCAAAUCCUCAGAAGACAAUUAUUUUGAUGAUAAUUUGAUUGACGAGCUGCUGCAGCAGUUUGCAGGUUAUGGCGAGGUCAUACUUAUAAGGUUCGUAGAUGAUAAAAUGUGGGUGACGUUUCUAGACGGAAGUUCCUCCCUCUCGGCUUUAGACCUGAAUGGUGUUGAGGUUCUAGGAAAAACGAUGAACAUUCAGUUGAAGAACCCGGACUGGAUCACACAGGUGGAGGAGGAGAUGAAUCUGGAGAAGAUCAGUGUAACGAUACCGUGUUCCACCAGUUCUACCUUGUUGGGUGAAGAUGCCGAGAUUGAGCCAGAUUAUGACAUGGAAGGUGACGUGGAUGAUUAUAGUGCUGAAGUAGAGGAGAUUCUCCCUCAGCAUCUACAGCCAUCUUCAUGCUCCAAUCUUGGCUCAUCUCCCAGCUCUUCUCCCCGCUCCAGUCCCUGCCCAUCACCCACCAUGCCAGAGGGACCACCACCGGCUCUCCCUGUCCGGCCAAGCCGGGCACUUGGAAAAACACCCGGACCUCCCGUUGCUGCAUCCCAAGGCUCUCCAGUGGACUUCCAGCCAAUCGUACAACAGAAAGAGCAACUUUCCACCUUAGAACCAAAGAGGCCUCCUCCUCCGAGACCUGGUGUUCCACCAGCACGCCCAGCACCCCCUCAGCGCCCUCCUCCACCAUCAGGUGCUCGGAGUCCGGCACCAACUAGAAAAGAGAUUGGAGGUGCUCCUCCCAGCCCCGGUGUGGCUCGUAGAGACGUGGAAGCUCGUGGACAAGCCCCUCCUCCGCUUGGACCUCCAUCUGCCACGCCAUGUGCUAUGGUCAGGCCGACUAUCCCUCCCCGUGCGGGGGUAAUAAGCGUUCCUCAAAGCCAUGGUGGACCAGCACAAGCCAGACUUCCCGCCCCAGCACCUGUCAAAGCAGCUGAGCCUCCAAAAGCAUUCCCAUCUCUUCCUGAGCCUAUGAUACCCCAACUAGCAGCCCCUCUUCAGCCUAGUCUAACCACCCAACCACCCUGCCAAAAGAUGCAAGAACCUAUGCAGCCGACAUCAUCAGAUCCCACCUCUCACACACCACCUCCGCAGAGCCUAGACACGCCUCCGCAGGCACCUCCCCGCAGCCGCUCCGCUCAGAAUCUGCCUUCAGACAAUGUCGCUCCUCAACCAAAUCCAACUAAUGGAGUCAGUGGCUUUAGAAGUCAGUUUGAAAACGAUCUUUUUGCGGACUUCUCUUUAGAUCCCCUUCCCAUUAACAAGCUUCCUGUACUCAACACCAUAUCAUCUGCUCCAUCAGCAAGCCAAAGGGAGCCAGUCCUGUUGCCUUCUGCAGUACAGAAUAAUCUUCAUACCGUCAAUAGCCUGCCCAUACUGCCUCCAGUCCCAAGCCGGAGUGUAUCGCAAGACAGUCUGAGAAUAUCCCCUAAUCCAUUCCUUAACAAAUCCAUUACUACAAAUUCACUCAACCCAAUCAAUGAAAGAUCAGCAAAUGCCGGAAAUCCAUUCAAGAACCCAACAUCUUUGACUGGUCCUACAUUACUGCCAACUGGAGUAUGUGAGCAAUUUCAUUCCACAAGCCAACCUGAGCUUCAGCAGAGCAAGCCAGUAUUCACCCUAGGGCCAGCGGAGAAAAGUCUAUCAUUGCCCCAUAAUUUUGCCUCAGUGGCUGAGUCUAAUCUUAAAAGCUGGGUAACCUUUGAUGACGACAGUUUUACAGAUAUAUCAAAUAGGUCAGUCAGCAAUGGCAUAGAUUUUGAUGGCUUCCAGCAGUCUACUUUUGAUAGCAACCUGAACACAAUCCCAGUAGGUUCUUUCUCUCAAUCGCUGAGGAAACCCCCACCACCACCUCCUAUUCCAUCAAGGACAACAAAAUUUGACCCCUCUACCAAAAUAUCUACUCACCCUUAUCCAACUAUGGAAUUCACUGAUCGGUAACAUGGAACUGCACUUGAGAUUACCCAAGCGUGCAAUAACUUUGGUCAAUUAUGAAGUUCAUGGCUACUUAAUAUAACCUUUCCUAUAACCACUAUUUAAUAUAUUUCUUGAUUUGUGUAUAUCUGGGUAACAUUUCAAAUGUCAUUUUUGUAUGUGUUGUUAAACUUUAAUGUGUUUGUGAUUGUUAGGAAGCCACUUAAAAUUGCUGAAUGGAUACAUAAGAUGUAUUUUGAUCUUUAAUCAGGGAAGGGCAGGUUUUCAUACUUGUGUGGUUUAUGUAAAACCAUACAAGAAAUUAAUCCGCACUCUUUCCUUACGUCACUGGUGAAAGAGAAACUUUGCAAGGCCGGAUCUUUGGUUUUCAAUAAACUGGCGGGCGUAAACCUAGGGGACGCAACUUUGUUUUUUUGUUUUUUGUAUGCUACUCUGCAGCUGGCUGUAGGGGACAAGCCGAUCAACCCUACACCCUUAUUGAGCACAAAGGGCCUGGAGUGAUAUAAACUCUUGGUUUGACAUGGCUGAGGAACUUGGCUAGAUACUUUAACUUAAAGUAGGGCUAAACUCCACCUAUACUUUGCUCCACAGUGAUAGGAUGUCACGGGCACUAACCUUCUCCCCAACGUCUUCUGGGUUUUGUACAUGCACACAAAAAUUCAUUCAUCCGGGCAUCCAGCCAGGUUUAUACACUGAGCUGUGCAUGCACACCUCAAAGUACAGUGCAGAGAAGAUUGUGGAGAGGAAGGUAAGAAGCAUUUAUAGCAGAAGAGACUUAGUAUGUCCCUUCUAUAUAAAUAAAAAAAAAUAAAAAAUAAUCUUCCGGCUUGCUGAGUUCUGCUUUCCAUAGAAAUCUUUUACCACCUUGAGACCCCUUUAGACCAUCUGCAGUCUCCUCAUAAGGAAUAGUGGGACUUUACCUGCCACUUACAUUAGUAGAAGAGAUCAUCAAUGAAAUACAAUAAAGUGUAUAGAGAUUUUUGGGUUAUGUCCGUACAGUCUUGCCACAAUACCUGAUUUCACCACUAGGCAAAUCUUUAGCUUAGCAAAGUGAUAACAGAUACUUGCCUAAGCAUGUAAGAUCCAAAUGAUUAUCGAGACUUUGUACCUGGUUGGUUCUCAGAUCCAGCACCAGUAGAAAUGAUAUGCGUAUAUUUAUAUGAAGAACGAUCUGGGAAAAUGCAGCAUAUCUAAUGUAAGGAGCCAACUUUUUAUUUAGCUUGAAGCUAAAAUCCAAAUUAAAUGUAAACCGUAAAACUAAAGGGUGCAAAUGCAAGAAUAGAAGUGAGGAACAGAGAGGGGAGAGCCAAAAGACUAUGGAAGCUUCUUGCUAAAGAACAUUUUAUCAAGGGGCAAUCAGUUUGUGUAAGCCAUUGGCUUCUACCAUUUUGCUCCUCUCUGUGACUCCCCUGGCUUGUGGAAAAAAAGAAAUGUUCCUGGACUGCCGCA
Messenger RNA from Rana temporaria (common frog), 6235 nucleotides. RefSeq names its product synaptojanin 1 (gene SYNJ1). The transcript is spliced from 31 exons. NCBI's taxonomy places the organism in Eukaryota, Metazoa, Chordata, Amphibia, Anura, Ranidae. The coding region runs from base 146 to 4792 and encodes 1548 amino acids. The record is from RefSeq and is a predicted model, not a curated record. Gene Ontology annotation, molecular function: RNA binding; phosphatidylinositol-4,5-bisphosphate 5-phosphatase activity. Gene Ontology annotation, cellular component: perinuclear region of cytoplasm; presynapse. Gene Ontology annotation, biological process: synaptic vesicle endocytosis; brain development; phosphatidylinositol dephosphorylation.